Messenger RNA from Colletotrichum destructivum, 1277 nucleotides. RefSeq names its product Putative 3-hydroxyacyl-CoA dehydrogenase, 6-phosphogluconate dehydrogenase-like domain superfamily. Gene Ontology annotation, biological process: fatty acid metabolic process. The transcript is spliced from 3 exons. Bases 251 to 1216 code for a protein of 321 amino acids. Gene Ontology annotation, molecular function: NAD+ binding; oxidoreductase activity, acting on the CH-OH group of donors, NAD or NADP as acceptor. NCBI's taxonomy places the organism in Eukaryota, Fungi, Ascomycota, Sordariomycetes, Glomerellales, Glomerellaceae. The record is from RefSeq and is a predicted model, not a curated record.
CUCGGCAUGGGCAUCAUCAUGGCCUUGGACCAUGAACGACACUUGGCCACGGACAUCCGCUCUGUAGCUUUCCCAAUCCUUCAAAACAAACAUCCUGCGCUUCUGUGUCCUUGAUAUUCUUUCAUUACACUCAAUUGUAUCUCAACAUCUAUCAACCGUUUGCGCGAUCACGCCUAAAGCCCCCCGCGUCAGGCAUCCACGAUACCUCACUGAUCCCUGUACUCUGACGUCUUUGCCCUUCUCGAUAGCCAUGGCGACUGCAAUUGCUCGCGCCCGGGUGGCAGUGAAGCUCCCCGGACAGCUUCGCGCCUUCAGCUCUACCUCCAAGGUGGCUUCCGCUACUGGGGGUGUAAAGAGGCUGGGUGUCAUCGGCGCCGGCCAGAUGGGACUCGGCAUCGCUCUCGUGGCGGCCCAGAGAGCGCAAAUCCCCGUAACGCUGGUCGACGCCAACAAGGCGGCCCUUGACAAGGGUUUGGCAUUCGCCGAGAAGCUCCUCGCAAAAGACGUGUCCAAGUCGAGAAUUUCUCAGGAACAGGCCGACCAGGCCCGUUCGCUCCUAUCGCCGGCCACGUCUAUCGAUCAGCUGUCGGACGUGGACUUUGUGAUUGAGGCCGUGCCCGAGAUCCCCAACCUCAAGUUCGAGAUAUUUGCCAGGCUCGCCGAGGUUUGCCCCAAGCAUGCCAUCCUGGCUACCAACACAUCAUCCAUCUCUAUCACACGGAUCGCGGCAUCAACGACCAAGGACCCAACAGACACCUCAGCCAGUUCCCGGGUCGUCUCAACGCACUUCAUGAACCCGGUCCCCGUCCAGAAGGGCGUGGAGAUCAUCAGCGGUCUGCAGACCAGCCAGGAGACGCUCGACAAGGCCGUUGCUUUCUGCAAGGCCAUGGGAAAGAUCACCUCCGUCUCGGCGGACUCUCCCGGGUUCCUCGCCAACCGCAUCCUCAUGCCCUACAUCAACGAGGCCAUCAUCUGCCUGGAGACCGGCAUCGGCGACAAGGAGUCCAUCGACUCCAUUAUGAAGAACGGCACCAACGUGCCGAUGGGCCCGCUGCAGCUUGCCGACUUUAUCGGCCUGGACACGUGUCUCGCCAUCAUGAAGGUUCUUUACGAAGAGACUGGCGACUCCAAGUACCGGCCCAGUGUGCUGCUGCGCAAAAUGGUCGAUGCCGGCUGGCUGGGGAAGAAGAACGGGAAGGGUUUCUACGACUACUGAGGCAAGACCUCAAGGUGGAUGAAUGAAAAUGUAGUUUUCAAGUGUGGUACUAGGGAUGGGG